Messenger RNA from Penicillium verhagenii, 933 nucleotides. Its product is annotated as DUF3632 domain-containing protein. The record is from RefSeq and is a predicted model, not a curated record. The transcript is spliced from 3 exons. NCBI's taxonomy places the organism in Eukaryota, Fungi, Ascomycota, Eurotiomycetes, Eurotiales, Aspergillaceae. The coding region runs from base 1 to 933 and encodes 310 amino acids.
AUGACGGAAAAUAUCGAUCUUUAUGCUUUGAAGCAGUCAGAAUUGACUAAGAGCGAAGCGGAUGUUCUUCGCAUUUUGAACGAGGGCUUGACGAUACAGGCCUCCCCCGCUACUGCAUCGGCAGAUCUGACCGAAUCCCUGCGGGAACACGUUUCGAAAUCUGAGUCGCUAGAUGAUGCCGAGGAAUUCCUUUGGGAUUUCUGGACAACAUUGAUGGGCGUGAUAAGAGUCACACCACUUGAUCAUCCGUGGGUUGAGAUUCUAGUAGAAGCUGUUGAUGAUCUCCGGCGCACAGGCGGGGUGAUCGUGGACGGCGAUACCUUGAUGCUAUGGGAGGAUUUACCUCAAUUCAGCAUGUAUGUCUAUGACAAAUGGGCCGAAGACCCCACAGAUUUCGACGACACCGCGCCUGCAGACAUUGAGACUUGGAAGCGACAGAACGCUUUUAUUUCACGUCUCGUGGCUCGUGGCAGUCCGUGGUGGAUUUACCUUGCUUAUUUGGAGGUAUCCACUGGCCUGGAGGGUGUUAAACAAGAAUCAAUUAGCCCAUUCGAGUGUUCAACUGUGUUUGAGUGCAAACUGUGGGUCGCAACAGAGUGGCUGAUCCAAGCUGGUGGUGUCCUAUUCAAGGAUUUAAGUUCCAAUGAGGAUCUAAGUGCUGAGGAGUUGAGAUCUAUCACCCCUGGGGGUUUAUGUAAGGAACUUUCUCCACAGAGCGUUAAGCGAUGGGAUUUCUGGCUGUCGAGACUCAUGGAGCUUGGUGACAAGAAGUCAUCUGAUGUGUUGAAAGAAGACACUCUUCACGAGGUUUCGCUCAGUGGAUCAUCCCUGUCACGUAUCGAGGAGGCCAUUGCUGCGAUGCAUAUAUGGCGCUCCAACGUCGAAGCUGAAUGCCAAUCAUCAGAGAACAAAGGUAGUCACGGCUCUAGCUAA